AUGAGCGAAGCCGCCUUGUCGAGAAUCUCCAAUCUCAUCAAGGUCGAAGAUGAUUUGGCGAAAAUCGACACGCUCCGGCAACAAUUCAUCAAAGAACGCAGCUCCAUAGAUGCCAAGUUGAAUGCCACAACGCAACAGCAGAUCGAGUCGAUCAUUUCCAACUUGGAGAAGUUGAAUGUUUCUGCGCAGAAACUCACGGAAAUAAAGUCCAACAUCGACAAGAUUGACAUUGUGUACUCGGAAUCCAUCACCCAGGUGAAAGAAUAUGACACGUUGCGUUCAGUCACUGGCGUGUACCAGCGGAUGAUGCAAGUGCAGAACUUGUAUAACGAUACGGCAAACUUCCGAAGCUACUUGGACCAUAUCCGCAGCAUCAUCGACUCGGAGUUGGCCUUGGUUAGCGAGGAUAUCAGCUACCCAGCGGAAAGUCUCCAGCGGAUCCACUUCCAUGUGACGCAGGCCCGGAACUUUCUGGAGUAUUUGGAAACGGAGUCACAACGCCUUUCGGACGACACCCAGUCGCUUGUGAACAAAAUCGUCCAGCCGGUGAAGCAGAUAGCGCGCCGUUUCGAUGAACUAUUGAAGGAAGUGAUCAUCAGUGUGACCGAAGCCGUGAAGGAGGGAAACACAGGACUAGUGGCCAACUUGGUGCAGAUCAUCGAGUAUGAGGCCGCUGAAGACGCAAAAGCAGUAUUGGUCAACAGUCUCGAUCUCGUUUCCACUCUGCGGGAUGUGCUUGACUACUCUAAAUUCCGGGCCAAACCUCGUAACUACAUGAAAUUCUUCUACACCAAGCUUGACGAGAGCAUCGCCGAAACUUUCAACAAAUGUGUGGACCACUUUUCGCAGGACCAGAUGCUCGUGUAUGACAAUCUCGACUGGCUCGAGGACGAGCUAGUUUUCGUUGUCCAUACUUUGGCUCCGCUUUUCCCCGCACUGUGGGCCGUCGGUGAUUUCAUCCAAGGUUCCUACUACGACUUGUUGCACAAAUUCACCAUGGGGUUGAUCAAUACAAACCCUCCGGCGGAAGACUUGAUGCGCAUCUUGGCUUACGACUCGCACUAUAGUACAUUUGUGGGAUCGCUUCAAGUGGCCACGGGAAAGAAUGCCAAGGAGCAGCGGUCCAUUUUGGGCGAUGAGCUCAAGAGUUCUGUGCUUGAUGACUACUUGGGCGUCAUUGUGAUCAAAAUGAACGAGUGGAACGAGAAUUUGAUGAAGCAAGAGGCAACCGCUUUUGUGGCCAGAACGGAACCUCCAGAUGUCUAUGCAUAUACUCAAUCCGUGGACGAAUUGGAUGAAUUCGAGCAUGUGGUCACUGUGGUGAAAAUGAACGAUGUAUAUGUUCUUCCCGAUUUCAAGACCUCGUUGAGCAUGUUGAAAGAACAGGCUGAUGUGGCCGCCGAUUCGGGCUACGGGAAAGUUCUUGUCGGGGUGAUCGAAAACUGGUCCAAGCGCUACCUUGAGCGUAUCCAGAUGUUUCAGAGGUUGGUGAUUGAGGAAUUAGAAAAGUACAUGUCUGUUUACAGCAACGAGCGGUCUUUGAUCAAGGAGUCCAAAAUUAAACGCUUCUUGAAGAAGUCGAACAACAGCCAGCCAGAAUUCGAUGUGGAAAAUAUGACCGCAGAGGAACUUGCUCAAAUUUCUCUGCCUGGCCUUGUGGAAUACUUGACUGCCCUCUGCAAUACGUAUGAGAUAAAUCUGGACCGCCUACUCGAAAAGUUCUUACCCAGCUACCUUGCAAAAGUGCACUCGUCAUACCAGGAAAGAAUUCAGCGGGCUUUUGAAGAAACUAUCUCCCCUUCGACAGAAUUGAAUGCAUGUGUGGUUCGUUCGUUGAAAGAUAUUAUUCUCAAUGACUUGUAUCCAGCAUUAUCUGUCGUUUUCACGAAACAAUGGUACGAAGGAGAUAGAACGCAAACAUCAGGGGAUCCAAUCAUGGCGGAGUCUAUUGUGGAGACAUUGGUGGAGUAUUUGGAAGACUUACGCAGCUUCGCUUCGUUUGAAAUCUUCAGUCUUACUUUUAACAUUGUGCUAGAUGAGUUUAUUUGUGUUUACCUUCAAAUUGGCUUUCAAAACAUUUUACACGGAGACGGCAAGAAAAUUGAUCCAAAGGCGACAAAGAAGUCAAAAUCUUUCAGUGAGGCUAUCAACAGAGACAUAAGCAUUUUCUACGAUGGGUUGGACCCUCUUCUUUCGAGAAAAGAUGCAAUGACACUUUUGAAAAGCUUGACUGCUUUGGAGAUGUUGACGACUUUGGCUACCAUGGACGAUCCAUUUGAAAACAUCCCGCAAAUGUGGGAGCAGGACAUUCUUGAGACAUACUAUGACUGUUCCGUGGAAUACGUUCGGGGCGCUCUUCUUUGCCGAAAGGAUAUCGACAACAAGAUGGUGCCGGCUCUUAUGGACAAAUUGACCGCAAUUAAAAAACACUAUCACUCUACAGUUGACCCGCCACAGAUCCCAGUGGUGACCCUCAACAAUUUUGCAUUUGCAUAG
Messenger RNA from Clavispora lusitaniae ATCC 42720, 2496 nucleotides. It is a transcript of the gene SEC6, whose product is annotated as SNARE-binding exocyst subunit. Gene Ontology annotation, biological process: exocytosis; exocyst localization. The record is from RefSeq and is a predicted model, not a curated record. Gene Ontology annotation, cellular component: exocyst. NCBI's taxonomy places the organism in Eukaryota, Fungi, Ascomycota, Pichiomycetes, Serinales, Metschnikowiaceae. Gene Ontology annotation, molecular function: SNARE binding.